AUGGUACGAGCUAAAUUUAUUAGUCUCUCUCGAAUUUGGUAUGCAAUAAUUAUUGUAAUAAUUCAUUUGACUCUGGUCUAUUUUGGUAUUAAACAAUGUUAUUUUAAUGAUAGUUUACCAUGGCCAAAAUCAACUUCGUUAUCACCAAAAUUCGAAUUAUUAAUACAAAAAAUUUGUCUUUUAACAUCCCUUGUUCUUCUUUUUCUUUUUAUUUAUCCAGCAUUAUUCAAAAUUGGAAAUUUAUCAAAUGACAAUCAACAAUUAAAAAUCAAUCACUUCGAUGAAACUCGUAUAGGAAAAUCAAAAAAAUCAAUAUGCAUCAGUUUUUGGAAUCAUUUUUUCUCAUUAAGUAGUACUCUACAUUUAACUAUGAGUUUUCUUAUUAUAAUAUCGUCUUUAUUAAUUGACGCGAAACAAAUUAUGGUUGGAUUAAAAAAUCCAGUGUUAUUACUGCACACUGAUUUUGAUCUACUAUUCGACUGGUCUCCUUCAUUUAUAUCAUCGUCUACUUUAAUUUCUACUGCUAAACAAUUAACAACAUCAAAUAUAACGUCUUCAUCAUUAUCAUUCUCAAUCGAUUCUUAUUCACGUUUAAGUCUUUUAAAUUUUCUAUUUGCUUCAUUUAUUUGUAUUCUACGAGAACCUUAUGUAUUUUGGUCAAUAUCAAAAAUAUUUUCCAUAAUUUAUUCACUUGCUCUUGCACUUAAUGUUUUACAAUGGUGUUUGAUGUACAGUGCAUUUCAAUUACUAUUAAGAAAUGUAUGUUUCAAUACAAAUGAUUCUACAUAUAAUGUUGGUUACUUACUUCUUUAUCAACCUUAUACGACAUUUUUUCUUUAUUUGCUGCUCGAAUUUCUUGUGUAUAUAUCGUCAAUAACAUUUUAUUAUUAUGCAUAUAAUCGUUUUAAAUAUCAUAAAAAUCUUUACUGUAAAUCAUCAUGUUAUGAACGUUGUUCACAUUAUUGUCCAAGUUUGAUUGCAAUUAUUAUUUUAUUACUAUACACAUCAUGUAAAAUGCCACUUGUUCAUGAUAUAUUUUUACUUUAUAUUCAAACACGUCUAAGAAUUUUAUUUAUUACAUUUAUUUAUGAAAUCGUUCAUGUUUUACUUAUUCUUGCAAUAUGGAUUUAUUUAACAACAAAAAUCGAUUGGCAUUUAAAAAAUCACAAUAGCGAACAACAAUUAUCUUCAUUAUCAAAUCAUGGUUUAACGGUGAAAAAUACACCGAUACAAUCAACAGCAGUAUCAUUGCCAGAAUUGAAUGGGCAUUAUUCAUCGAAAGAUAAAACAGCACGAAGAUUAUCAGAUAAUAUCUAUCAAAAACCUUAUGAAAAAAUUCGUAUUUUUCAAUCGGAAAUUUAUUAUCGUAACCGUCCUAAAAAUUGGAGUUUACCAUUAAAUCAACAAUCAACAAUGUUGGCUGCGUUUGAUUGUGAUGAUGAUGAUGAUGAUGAUGGAAAUGAUAUUGUUGUUCAGCCACCAUCAUUGCUAGCAAGUGAGAAUAAAACCAAUAAUCAUCAUAAUGAAAUACAAUAUCGUGAUGCGAUACGAAAAACUGUUUCAAGUCUAUAUAAACCUUCCAAGGUACAAAAUGAUGUAAAUUCAUUGAAACAAGUUUCGUUACGAAAUAAAAUACCGCCUAAACCACCUGCAAAAAAUUUCACUCAAGAACAAGUAGAAGCAGCAAAAAUCCGAGCUCAACAAUUAAUUAUUCAACAAAAAAAGUCAUCAGAAUAUAUGAAACACCAUCGUUCAGCGAAUAUGCUUGUUAGUCAAGUUUGA
Molecule: messenger RNA, 1782 nt
Organism: Rotaria socialis
Lineage: Eukaryota; Metazoa; Rotifera; Eurotatoria; Philodinida; Philodinidae
Source: the annotation of a GenBank genome assembly